Penicillium canariense is the source of this 642-nucleotide messenger RNA. Its product is annotated as NUDIX hydrolase. The coding region runs from base 1 to 642 and encodes 213 amino acids. Lineage: Eukaryota; Fungi; Ascomycota; Eurotiomycetes; Eurotiales; Aspergillaceae. The record is from RefSeq and is a predicted model, not a curated record. The transcript has a single exon.
AUGGCGUUGCCCUACACGAUUGCGCCACAUCUAAAAUACUUCAAUAUUCCCAUCGCUGACUUUAUUGCAACGCGGCGCGAGUUCGACGCGUUCGGCGUUGGGGGCUUCAUUUUCUCCCGGGCUGCAGAUCCCACUUCCGACGCGGGGUGCCCGCCACGCAUCCUGCUGCUCCAACGCGCACUGACCGACUCGAUGCCCGGCUGCUGGGAGGGUCCGGGCGGGGCGGCCGAGCCAGAGGAGGACCAGACCCUCCUGGACGGCGUGGUGCGUGAAGUCACCGAGGAAAGCGGACUGCAUGUAUCGCGCAUACUGGAGCUGGUGGCCGUGGAUGUCUGGGACCAUACGCGUCGCAAUGGCGACAAAAUCCGCAUUGCCAAAUACUCGUUCAUCGUCGAGGUCCACGAGGCUACCGCCGUACGAUCCGAUGGAUCUCCACAGCCGGUGGCCCGAGACGACAUCCCCGUCCAGUUAGAGGCGACCGAGCACCAAGCAUUCGACUGGGCCCUCGAGGAGGAUGUUCGGCAUUCUCAACAAACCGGCCAGGGCAAAUACCAACUGCCACUGCCAUCCAUUGGGCGUCAGGGCGCCAAUAUCCUCCGAGCGUUCGAGUUGUUCCGGGAACAGCAACACCAAGCCUCGUGA